Dioscorea cayenensis subsp. rotundata (Guinea yam) is the source of this 998-nucleotide messenger RNA. Its product is annotated as EPIDERMAL PATTERNING FACTOR-like protein 4. The coding region runs from base 291 to 623 and encodes 110 amino acids. The record is from RefSeq and is a predicted model, not a curated record. The transcript has 2 exons. NCBI's taxonomy places the organism in Eukaryota, Viridiplantae, Streptophyta, Magnoliopsida, Dioscoreales, Dioscoreaceae. Gene Ontology annotation, biological process: stomatal complex development; guard cell differentiation.
CAAGAAAGAGAUGACUCAGAUGAGAAGAGAAAAGAGAUGUUUGUAAAGCAAAGCACUUCUCAGUGAAGAAGUCAAGUCCCAACCCCAAUGUCCCCCCAUUGUUACCAACCUCUCCUUCUCCUUCUCCUUCACCUUCUUCUUCUCUUUCUCUCCGUUCUUCAUUACUAGUACUACAACAACAACAACAACAACAACACCCUUAAAUUUCCUUCUCUUUUGAUCUUUGUCUCAAGAGAAAAGAAACAACUACUACAACACUGCUUCAGCUUCACAGCAAGCAAGCUCCGGCCAUGGCCGUCCUCCGCCACCUCCGCAUCUCAGCAGCGUUUGCUUUUCUCUUCUUCAUCUUAGCUCUCGGGGGUGAUGAGUUAGUGGGAAUGAUGAGAAGGGAGAAGAUGGAGAAUGAGGAGAUGAGACAAAGAGAGAAUGAUGAAUGGGUGCUGCUUUCCCGGCGUCGGCUCUCCGGACCGGGCUCCUCGCCGCCGACGUGCCGGGAACGGUGUGGCCGGUGCUUCCCUUGCCGGCCUGUCCACGUGGCUAUUCAGCCUGGGAGGAGCAUUCCUUUGGAGUACUACCCUGAGGCUUGGAGAUGCAAAUGUGGGAAUAAGCUCUUCAUGCCAUGAAAAAUAAAAACUAUUUAAAAAAAAAGAAAAAAAAAAAAUUCAUAGCUUUGAAACCUGCAGAAAAGGUUUGAUUUUAUAUUUGAUAUCAAGAGUCUAGAGAAAAAAUAGAGAGAGAGAGGAAAUUAAGAAAGGGAAAACAGUGAUCUAGCUAACAUGUAUUGAUGUGUUUGUUGUUCAUGGGGGAAUCAAUGUAUGUAUGUAUUGAAUGAAUCAUCAAUCAAUGUGUGUAAUUAUUUGUUUUUUUUUUCUAAUUUCCCAAGGUUGGGUCUGUUAUGGAUGGUGUUGUAGUGGAGCUAUAUUUGUGGUGUCUCCUUUCAUUUGUGUUCAUGAGGUUUCUUUGAUGUGGUGAUGAGGAACAUCCAUGAUGAGUUUUUU